CAGCUCCAUUUAGCACCUGGCAGUAACAGUAGCUGAGAUCCAAAUCCAGACAAGGCUAUGCACCACUGUGCUCUAAACUAAUUUCCUUUAAUUUGGUAUUUCCAAACGACUCUGAAGUGCCUAGCAUAAGCAUGGGCUAUAAAGCAAGGAAACUGUAGCACUACCCAGGAGGCAACCCUGACACCUCAUGGGGGGCCACUCACUGCCUCUGUGAUGUUGGCACUUCUGAACAAGAAUAUGGAAGUUGCACAUAAGCACAAAACUGCACGAAGGACUAACUUAUCCUACUGAAAGCUGCACUGCCCAGGUGGCACCAGAAUCUGAAAACGUCUAUUUCUUUUCCAGCCCCACAGUCUGAUUGCUAAAUAUAGCUAUCUACACAAUUAAAUAUUUAAAGAAAAAAAGCAGCCAAUAAACAUGAAGCAGUCUUCCCACUCAAGACAGUUUGUGGUUAAUAGAUGUUCUUAGCAACUCCAAACUGCCAUCAUCACUCUAAGCAGCAGAAACUGUAAAUGACAAAGCAAGUUUAGCUUCCUCUGUAUCAGAGAAUUCCUCAGUGGUAACAAAGCUCUAAGAUACAUUCUCCUCUCUAUGCCAUAUACCACUUUCUACUGCAGGAUGGGAAGUUUUCCAGCCCUGCUGCUCCUGCUAGUGCUACCAGGAUCACACAUGGCAGGAGAGGACACGCAAGUGUUUCUGCAAGUACAAGGAGAGUCCUUCAGAGCUAACUGCUCAUAUGACACGCACAAGCACUCACAUGAGAAGAAAUUCUGGUGCAAGGAACAAUCAGAAAAAUAUUGUUCAGUCUUAUCCUUGAGCUUCCCUUCAGAAGAAAGGAUUGGUCCUAACCGUGCACUGUACCAUCCAGCUGAGCUGAGAGACUCUGGAGGCGGUUGGUUUUCUGUAAUCAUGACAGCACUUCGAAAAGAGGAUUCUGGCACAUAUCAGUGUGGAGUUUGGGUUGAAAUGAAGCAAGUUUUGCUGCAAAGAAUACAGAUGGUGGUUUCACCUAAGGAACCUGUAACAGUAUUUGCCAAAAAAGGGAAAUCUCUGUUCCUCCACUGCUCCUAUUCCAUGACAAUCAACAUCGGAGAACUUCAACGUUUUAUUUGGUGCAAAAUGGUGUCCCAAAUUACUUGUCAACCUAUUAUCAGAGGUAACGCUGAUCAAAGUAUUGUUAAAGCAGAGAGGACUGAAAUGAUGAAUGACUUCUCAUGGAAAAUGAUUAGAAUGUGGCUGAAAAAGCUCCAACUUAAUGACUCAGGAGAGUAUCAUCUUGAGAGCCAUCUCCAGGGGAGAAACAAACUACUGAGGAGGAUUGUGCUGAAAGUUUUGGCCAGUGCAGAAAGCAGCAAAACAGAACGCACUGAGUGGAAACAAUCUGAUCUUUCUGACCUGACUGAAAAACACCGGAGGGGAGGGGAAAAAUGGAAUAUAGAUGCCAGCCCCACAGACAACAGCAGAAAGGACCAGAGGACUCCCUAUGCUGUCAUGGUGCUGAUUUCCUUACUAGCUACAGCUGCCCUGAUCGCUACUGUUAGGCUCAUCACCAGCUGCAUGGAGAAGAAAAGGGCAGGAAAAGAGGUGGACUUUGACAGACAUUCUGCUUUCAGAAAGGGAGUGCUGCAGAAAGGAAGAAAAAAAGCAAAUAGAAUGCCAGAUGGGGACCACAGUGAGAGUACGAUAUAUGCUGCAAUAAGGCACCAACCUCAACCCAAACCUGAAGAUGUUAUGUAUGUCAACAUACAGCCUUCACCGAAAGUUUUCUUCCUUCAGGAACCACCAGGGACCUCAGAUCCCCCAGGGCCUGUGGAAUAUGCUACCCUUAUCUUUAAGGACACAACUCCACAAUCUGAAAUUGAAGAGAGAAAAACAGGUCCACUGAAAGAAAGCAGCACAAAGCCUUCAGCUUAUUGAUGGAACGCUGCUGAACUGAGCUUAGAAACAACCUGCUUGUAACCAAUUGCUGGAGAUGUGUACACACAGGAUUGCUGAAAGGAUGAGACACAUGGAUGCACAAAUCUUCCCUGAAAAACAACCAAAGUUUUCUAAUAGCACAGCAGAACAAUUCAGCACACAGAACAAUUCAGCUAUCACUGAACAAACAUUGUGAAAUGCUGUGGCAUAUUCGCUUUCUGUACAAGGCUCUAUUUUUAAGCAAUGAGCAACUGUAAGCCCAACUUCAGGAAACAGGCUGUCUGUGAUAGCAGCAGAUCCAGUGCCACAGCCAGCAAUGGGCUGCGAGAUAUGGGAGCACAGCACUUCCGUUUGGACUUCCAACUCACUUAAAUAUCUGCAUGUGAAAUGUUAAUUACAGCCCACUGAUUAGGACCAAAACAGCAAAGUGGUAAAGUACCAGCUGAAUUUUAGCACAGAAGUUGUUUUGCGUACUUUAGAGAGACAAGUAAUGCUCUCCAUGUUUCACCAAACCAGGGCUUUGCUGAAUAGUAUUUGCCCACGUAAGAUGUCUUCAGUCUGAACACACAGUUGCAGAAUUCAGACUGUAUGUAUAACUUUGGGUUUACUUGCCUUCUCUGCUUGUUUAUUAAUGCCACAACCAUGCUACAGUAUAACUCUGUCUU
Messenger RNA from Phasianus colchicus (ring-necked pheasant), 2582 nucleotides. RefSeq names its product polymeric immunoglobulin receptor-like. The record is from RefSeq and is a predicted model, not a curated record. Gene Ontology annotation, cellular component: cell surface. Gene Ontology annotation, molecular function: signaling receptor activity. Lineage: Eukaryota; Metazoa; Chordata; Aves; Galliformes; Phasianidae.